AUUUCGAAUAGAUUAAAAACAAAAACCGGUAAUUUAAAGUAACAGAAAUGUAGCAAAUUUUUUGUGAAAAUAAUUUUUGUUUCUUAUUUUGAUAUUUGCUGUUCAGAGAGGAUUAAAAAUACAUGAAUUAACAGACCAUCUCAGAAUGAAUAGCAACACAUCAUCAAUCUUCAUGCAACAAUCAUUAGAUUUUCAAUUUCUAUCUGUUUGUCACUACAUUACUAUUUUUGGUAUUUAUUUUUACAACAAUGAUUUAAUUACACUUGAUGAGAAAAGUCAGUCUGUUCCUGUUUUAAAUACUUUGUUUGAGUAUUUAAAUAAAUCGAAAAAUGAAUCCGAGGCAAAAUUUCAACUUCUAAAAAAAGUACUAAAGGGAAGUGAUCUCUAUGGUGGUGGAGAAAAUGAAUCACUUGGUAUGAAAUACGUUGAUGAAACAUAUCAGUACAUCAUUAACAAGGCUCUAUUUUCUCACUAUGGAAACAUUAAUGGAUAUUUGGCUAAAAUCAUCAAUACGGUGGAUGAUGUAAAUUAUUUGGUUUUUAAGGAGAAGGUGUUUCAGCAUCUUUCGGAAAAUUACACAAGUAGGGAAUAUUGUUCCAAUGAUAUUCCGUUAGGGAAUUACGAUUCCAAAAAAAAGUUAGGGAAUUACGAUUCCAAAAAUAAGUUAGGGAAUUAUGAUUCAAAAAAUAAUCCAUUAGAUAAUUAUGAUUCAAAUAAUAUUCCGUUAGGAAAAAACAGUUGCAAACUUAACGGAUUGACAAUUCAAAAAGUUUUUCAUGAUCACAUUUGGCCCAUUUUUCCUCAACCCGAAAAAGAUAUGAGCAUAAUUGACGUGGAUUAUAUAUACGCAAUGGUAGGUUUAAAAAUCAUGAGAUCUGUAUCAUCCACGACUCCAAAUCUUACCUUUCAGGAAUAUAUUUUAAUCUCCCGUGAGAUUUAUUUGCAGGACUUUAAUAACGAAACCUAUGAAAUGGUAAUAAAUUUAUUUUCAACACCAGCAUUAUUUUUCUACGCCUACAAUCAAAAGGCAAAAUUUCAAGAAAUUGAUUUUAUCCCAAAUGAUAAAUUUUGGAUUGAAGCUUAUGAAAAUUUAUUCACCCACAUCAAUUUAAUGAUGAACAAAAUUGUACAGGACGAAAUUGAAAAUAGUUUGCAUUAUAAACUUAACAAGAAAAUAAGUGUUAUAAAAAGUCGUACGACCAUUGCUGUUGAAAUACUAAAACAAUAUUGUGAUUAUAAACAUAUAGCAAAAAUACUUGCUGUGGAAUUUUAUAAAACCUUUUAUCUUUGGAUAACAAAAUUAAUUCUUCAUAAACAAUGCAAAAUUCAUUAUCUUUCUAAUUUGGAAAAAGAAUACAAGGCUCAAUUCAUCGAAAUAGAAAAAAUAUACAAUAAAAUUGUUAGCAAUGCAAUUGAAAAAGUAUUAAUUGAUAAUAAAUUAGUGGAAAUUGAUUCAAAUGCAACUAUUAUAUCUGCACAAGUUUCUAAUUAUGCGAAUGAAUAUAUAAUUAUUCCACGAAAGCAAAAUGAUGAUAUAUUCUUUUUGUUUGCAGUAGAAAAUGAAAAUUUGAAUUAUAAUUUUUAUGCAUUUAGACAAGUGAAUAAUGUUUUGUCUCUAUUGUCAAGUAGAGAAAACGAACAAGAAUUUGCUAAAGCAAUUGCUAAUGAUUCGUCAAUAAAAAUGGAAAUACCAAGAUUUUAUCAAACUCUUAAAUACAGUAAUGAAGAUCACAAGGGAUUUGUCCAAAGAGUUGCCGAUAUAAAGGCAAAAGAAUUUGUAAAUAAUCUGAUGAUGUACAAUUAUGAUGAAACAUUUGGAGAGAAAGUUUUAAAUUUUGCAUCAUCUCUUAUACCAUUUUAUAGUUGUAUUGAAAAUGCCAAUGAAGGUAAAGUUGCAGAUGCUACAUUAAGUUGUUCCCUGGACAUUGUUAGUCUUAUUCCACUAGUAGGUUUUGCUGCAAAAUAUUCAGCUAAACUAAGCAGUAGUUUGAUAAUCGAAAUUAGCAAAAGUCACCUAAUCAGUAAAACACUAUCGGGAGUUAUAACCAAAGUACCAAUAACGUUAGUUUUAAAUCAUAUUUCCAAAAUAGCUGUCCGUACAAUAGCUAGAGAAAUUCUAACUAAAGGAGUUUUAAAAGAUUUAACUGUAGCCUCCCUUCGAACACUGGAUCCUGGAUUUGAAUUAUUUCACCAAUUAAAUCGAAAUGGUUUUAAAGUAUUACGUAAAUUGUUUCGAAAAAUAAAUUUGAAAAAUACUCCUAAAGAAUUUUUAUUAAUUAUAAAAUUGUUACGAAAGAAGGUAAAACGUACCAUGUCUUUACUUACUGAUCAGACAGGAUUGGUACCUUUGAUUCUAGCCAGACAUAACGAUUACAAUAUUGUUAGAUACUUUUAUCCAGGUGGAUCAAAUUUUUUUGGACCUACUUGCCUAAAAUCAUUUGAUAACACUGCGGAAUUAAGAAGCAUCGAGGGUUAUUCAUUUCCAGUACCAGUAGUGAGGGAAUCCAAUGGAAUUUACAAACAAUAUAUUCCAGAAACUGGUAAAACAUUUGAUGGUAAGUUAAAAAUUCAUGACAAUGAUAUUCUUCAUCGAAUUGGAUUUUUGUUGGAAGAACAAUUGGCACAAGUUGGUAGAAAUAAAAUUAAUUAUAUCUAUUAUAAUACAGUUGAAUUUGGAAAGGAAUUAGUUUUAAAUUCCAAUGUACAGAAUACAGUUUCAGAAUUAGUCAAUCAAAAUUUGGGAGUUACAGAACAUGUUGAGGAUAAUUUUGAACAAUAUGCUAAUUCACUAUUGUUACCGGAGAUUAUUGAUGAGAAUACAGCGAAUGUUUAUCCGGAAUUUCACAUUAAUGUUAGGGGUAACGUUGAAGGGACAAUUCCUCAUGUGACAAAUUUAGAAUUUACCGGUACUCUGCGAGGUAAUAUAGUGGAUGAUAAUUUUCAAGUAGAAAAAUUUGAAUUUCCAAGUACAUCAAAGGGAAUAGCAGGAGAUUUUAAUUUAAAAGUUCCGGAGAAUAAAAAAAGAAUAGGAGUGGAUUUGGAAUAUCGUCAUAAAAAAUUUCGCCACAAUUCAGAUGAUAUUAGAUUAGAAAUUAUGGAAUCAAAUUUACAAAAUCGAAAAAUUCAAGAUGGAAAUAAUUUUGAUACUAGGGAAUUUAAUGAAAUGGCAAAAGUUCCAAAAUUAAUUUUUCAGAAUCAACCAAAAGAUGCUAUUUUAGAAAAGAUAUCAAAUAGUGAAAGAAGAAUAGAUACAAAAAAUUCAUUACAACAUCAAAUUGAUAAUAUUCCUGGUACAUCGCGACAAUUUGUAAAUGUAAAUCCAAUAUUCUAUGAAAAUAUUAUAAAAGAUACGUAUAAAAAAUAUGUGGAUAUUUUAAUAGAAUUUAAAAAUAUUGGCUUAUUUACCCUAAGCAAGAAGAGGGAAAAAAUUAAUUUUCUACGUAAUGCUGCAAAUAAAUUAGCACUUUUACAAAUUGAAAUUGGCCUACCAAUGCAAAAACCAACAAAAUUUUGGUACACUCAAAUAAUUCGUGGAUUAUUUAAUAUUAAUUAUAUAAGAAAAUUAAAAGGAAAAACAUUUUAUUUCAGUGAUAUUACUUUAUUGAGUAAUCAACCUUUAGGUAAACAACCAUCAAAUAAAUUAAAAGAUUUUCCAUUUGAAUUGGAAGUUCGUUAUCAUUUGACAAUUGAUUUUUCAUAUGGUUUUGUGGAUUUAACUAAUUUUCAUUCAGAAUUGAAAAAUAAUUAUCUUACAUUCAAUGAUGUAUUAUUUACAGUAACUGAUACAUUUUACACACCAAAUGGUAAAAUUUUAAAUGUUCAAAUGAAAAAUAAUAUUAUGACAAAAGAAAAUUGGUAUAAUUUAAGACAACAAGAUAUUAAAAAUUUACAGCAACAGGAAAAAAUAAUUGAAUCACCACGUAUGAAAAUAAUUACAGAUGCCGCUUAUUUUGUCAGUCAAAAUACAAUUAUGAAUAAAUUUCAAAAAAUAAGGGAUUAUAUAUCAAAUUUCAUUUUAACAAUAAAUACCGCUACAUUAAAUAUUGUACCAAAUUAUAAUGAAUUUGCUCAAGAUUUAAUAAAAAUGAAAUUUGAAAGUCCUUAUCGAAAUUAUAUUAUUAAAAAUUAUCGUUAUAUUAAUGAUGUUCUUUACCAUCAAAAUUUAGAUGAAAUUAUUGAAUUAAAUGAAGCAAAACGACGAAUUAAUGAUGUAUAUAAUUUUAUGAAUUUUCAAAAUAUUGAUGAAACAUUUCUAAAUUAUAAAAAAAUACAAAAUAUCGAACAACAAUUACGUUUUGAAGAUUAUUUUGUUUUAUAUUCACAAUUAAAUAAUAAAUUAUUGGAAAAUAAAGAUGGAAUAAGACGUUUUGAAGUUGCAAUUAAUCGUCUUGGCUUAAGACAAAGUGGAGAGGAAUUUUUAAAACAACCAAUAAAACUUUAUCGUAGUGAAAUGAUGGCCAAGGAAGUAUCAUCAAAAUUUUAUAAAUCAUUACGUGAAAAAAAUAUUAUUGUAUUUGAUAAAAUUUUAAAAUUUUCCCCCAAUCGAAAUCAAGAGGAAUUAAAAUAUUUAAAUAAAGUAAGUACAUCAACGAGAAUUCCAUUAUUAAUGGAAAUAACAUUGAAAAAUCAAGUGGGUGUUGUUGAUGUUAAUCGAAUAAUUAAUAGUGAUAAUUCAUUUCACGUUGUAACGUCAAAUUUUCAAUUUCAAAUUUAUGAAAUUAUAUUAAAGGAAAAUCUUAAUGGUAAAAUGAUGUUAAUAAAAAUGCAUGAUUUUGAAAGUACAACUGAAACACGAAUGAUUAGAAUGGCAGAUAGACUUUAUGAAUUAUUUUCAACGGAGACAAAAUUUUAUUCCGAUAUUGUUGAAAAUUUUGAUUAAUAAAUUGUGUUAAGGGAAAAAUUAAUUUUUUUUAUUAAAUAAAAGUUAAUUUUAAUAAAAAAUUUAGUUUUUAUAUAAAAAUUAUUUUUAAUAACCGAAGUAAUUUCGUUAUUCUAAUAAAUAGAAUAAUUUUAAUGUUAAUUUCAAAUAUAUUUACUUAAUUAUU
Messenger RNA from Leptopilina boulardi, 5045 nucleotides. RefSeq lists its product as uncharacterized. Lineage: Eukaryota; Metazoa; Arthropoda; Insecta; Hymenoptera; Figitidae. Bases 146 to 4879 code for a protein of 1577 amino acids. The transcript has 2 exons. The record is from RefSeq and is a predicted model, not a curated record.